AUGGCCCAGAUCUCUUUCUUCAAGCCACAGGCCCUUGUAUAUCCUCUCCAGGGCCCUCUCAGGGGCCAUGGUACUGGGGAGGGUUCAGGCAGUCCUGGGACUCCAUACAUGUUCUCCCGGGGCCCCAGCCCAGGUCAGCUUCUGGACAGUGUCCUUGGGCUGGGAGCACUGGGCCUGACCACUUGGGUCAUCCUCUCCACGGCCUGCCCGGCUUUGCUGUUGCUGCUGCUUCUAGUCAGCUUCCUGGCCUUUGACCUACUCCACAGGCCUGCAGGUCCCACAGAGCCUCUGCACCUACUUGCCACAGGCCAAAGUCAGGGGGCCGGUGAAGGCCCGAGGGAACGGGAGGCGCUCCUCCUGCCCACGGGAGCCAUCCCAAGGCAGAUCCGCUUACAGGAUGCGCUGCUCAUGCUGCUCUUGGGCCUUGGGCUGCUCCUGGGAGCCCACGGGAUGCCCUUGGCCCUGCUCGGCCUAGCCUUCUGUCUUCACCCUUGGGCAUGA
This is a messenger RNA of Suncus etruscus (white-toothed pygmy shrew), 501 nucleotides long. RefSeq names its product chromosome 9 C20orf141 homolog (gene C9H20orf141). NCBI's taxonomy places the organism in Eukaryota, Metazoa, Chordata, Mammalia, Eulipotyphla, Soricidae. The coding region runs from base 1 to 501 and encodes 166 amino acids. The record is from RefSeq and is a predicted model, not a curated record. The transcript is spliced from 2 exons.